CGCCGCUCUCAAUUCGGUUGUUCCUGCCGCACACCUCCCCAUCGCCCGGCCCUUUCCUCGGAAUCCUGCUGCCGCCGUUCUCGUCCGUUGUUCAUCCGCUGUUCAUCCACUCUUCAUCCGCUGUUUCGCCAUGAGCUCCACCCGCCAAGAAAACAAUUCGGGUCUGCUGCUGCUCGCCCAGGCUGCCGAGUUCCUGACAUCGCAGCCCAAGCACGGCGUCGCUGCCAGCCCCAAGCCCACCUAUCUUUCAAGCCCGCCGUCGGAGCCCAGAGCCAUGUCUCCUGUCUCUGCGCGUCCUCUUCCGUUUCCGCACCAUGUCGCCGUCCGACCGCCGUCUCCCCCCCUCGUCCAUGAACAUCACCCCGGGGUCGCACUCUACUUUUCAAGCCCACCGCAGCCUUACUACUAUGGCCCAGAAGUCUCUCCCCCAGCCCCGUCUGCGCUGCCUUAUCCACAUCGCACAUGGCCGGGCUCGCUUGGAUCAGCCAUUUGCUCUGCAUUCCGGUCCAACUGCAACCAGCCUCUGCCACUCGACAGACUCGUCAACGAGGUCUGCAUGUCCUUUGGCAGUGCCGACUCGAUGCAGGUCAUGACCGACAUCAAGGCAUAUCUGUCUCGGCAUCCCCAGCAGUUCACCAAAAUCCCCACCAAUGGCGACGAAUCCCCUGUGUGGAUCUUUUCUCCCCUGGCCGGCCCAGUCACCCAUGAGGACAACGGCCCCUAUCCGUCACUUGUUCCCGCCGCUGCCGCAUACAACCCGCCUCUGUCGCCUCGCCGAUCGCCCGUCAUAGAGUCUCGCUCAUGGAAUGAACCGACUUUGGGUUGCCAGUCCCUGCCCAGCCACACUGGCAGUCAGUCGCCGACCUCCGCCGGCCCUGGUCUCAAGCUGACCUUUAUCACCGUCAAGCCCGAAGACACCUUCAAGUCGACAGAGUACGUUCGUCGAAAAGUCAUCACCAAAAAGCCCAAGGCGCUCAAGAAACGAUCGUCGCUUGUCACAUCCACCGCCCAAAAGGCAAAACACAUCCUCCCGGCGGCCCAUGGUGCAUAUCUCUAGAUCAGAGCCGCCGCUUUCCCUGAAGUACCUGCCACCACCACCAGUACCAAGUUUGCCUUUCCACCGGACCUUCACCAACCUUGCUCCGGCUGGCCAUCACUCGCUAUGCCUCCGCUAACACCCCGCUCCGUCUUGCCAAGCCUCUCCUCCA
Molecule: messenger RNA, 1208 nt
Organism: Polychytrium aggregatum
Lineage: Eukaryota; Fungi; Chytridiomycota; Chytridiomycetes; Polychytriales
Exons: 3
Coding region: 131-1057 (308 amino acids)
Source: RefSeq, a predicted model, not a curated record